AUGAAUAAUAAUAAAGAAAUAGCUGAACUCCUCCUUUCAUACGGAGCAAAUAUCGAUGAAAAAGAUGAAUUAAGAAGAACAGCUCUUCAUAUUGCAGCAGAAAAUAAUAAUAAAGAACUAACAGAACUUCUUAUUUCAUAUUGUACAAAUAUCAACCAAAAAGAUGAAUAUGAGAAAAGCUGCUUUUCACAUUGCAGCAUAUAA
Messenger RNA from Trichomonas vaginalis G3, 204 nucleotides. Its product is annotated as proteasome regulatory particle assembly. The transcript has a single exon. The coding region runs from base 1 to 204 and encodes 67 amino acids. The record is from RefSeq and is a predicted model, not a curated record. NCBI's taxonomy places the organism in Eukaryota, Parabasalia, Trichomonadida, Trichomonadidae. Gene Ontology annotation, molecular function: protein binding. Gene Ontology annotation, cellular component: cytoplasm; nucleus.